AUGCAUUUUCUCCGCAAGAAGAGCAGCCGUCGCCGCGGUCCCUGGUUCGAUUUGCUCUUCGUCGCGAGGCCGGCAACGCCGCGUGGAAAGGUAGGGACUGUGGAAAUGACUGUGAGAAUUGGAGCGCUGAGGCCAUCGGUGAUCCAGCGUUAUCCUUCUAGGUCAUUUUUUGGCAGCAACUUUUAUUUUAAAUAACUUAGGACAUCUCUAUCAGUCUGUCGGGAAAAUAACGAGCUCAAUGUCGCUUCGGAAAUCGCGUCGCUAAAGUUAAAAAAAUGAGAUUGCCAGAAGACCAUUCAUUUUCUCCGAAGCAAUACGAUUUUGGAUGCGACAGAGGCCCAUUAUUUUCCCGACAGACUGAUGCACCAUACUCUACAUGUUUUAACGCCAAGUUUUUCUGAAUUUACAAAGUUUUUUAAACUUGUAUACAAGCUUAUUGGAAGUCAGUACUAAGUACUUUUUCAAGCAAUGCUUGGGACACAAGAAAAUUUUUUUACCAUUUUCAAGUAGCACUAGCUGUUUUCCUUGUCAUAACAUAACCUCGAAGUCAUCUUCUCAGCUUUAACUUUAUCUUUACCGACUUUGUCGGAGAUGUGGCAAGCUGUUGAACUGUUUUUGCUCAUUUUCAAACCUUGUAUAGAAAUGUCUUCUUAUCGUACUUGAAAAAAUUUGCUUUUUUUACUAUUUACUAUACAAGACUCUUAUUUUAUGGCCAAUUUGUGCAAUCUUCAUUUUGUUGACCUUCCUGACAACUUUCUUCUGCCAGUAGAUUAGUAAGUCGACUGGUCGCAAACUUUCGUUUUCUCACAGUGCAUGUUGCUGCAAUCGCUACAGCAACUUUCCGGGCGGACUAGUAUCCCUCAUGGUCCCCCUAGCUAAGACCCACCUCGUAUUUUGCAUUCUCCACAGAUCUUUGAACGUUAUCAAUAACACAGAAAAGGGUUUCAGGUCAAGAAUUUCAGUCUGUCGGGGUAAUAAUGAGCACAAUGUCGCUGCGCCGAUCAUGUUGCUGAAAUAAAAAAAAAUGAUGUUGUCGCGAAGACAAUUCAUUUUCUCAUCGAUGCUGCGAUUUUCGAUACGACAGAGUGCUCAUUAUUCUCCGGACAUGCUGAUAUUUCAAGACUUGAAAACCAACACCUCACCUUGUUCCUGUCCUAUUCGUACCCAAUUCGAAACCUUCUUCCUUGUACGAACUACACACCCUACCUGGCCUCCUCCCAUUCAUUCUUUCCCCGACAAUGGGGCCGGUGGAAACGGAGAGACUUUCGCGGCAUUCAUUUAAAAUUUCUUGGUUCUUUUCACUUUGCCCCAAUGUUUUUUUUGCAUAUAUACAUCUCGAACAGUCCCCAUAGUAACAGGCGAGCGCCUCGACACGCUCGAGGGUUGCAGCAAUGCGGAUGGUUAUGUAAAUCAUUUGGGUUGAGAGGUUGUUCGAGUGGGACACGGAAGCGGGUUCGCCGCCGGAGGUUUCCCGACAAUGAUGACAUAAGAUUUUGCGGGGAUCUAAUGUAAAUUGAGGUUGUUGUGGGCAACACAAUGGGGUUUCGAGGCGGGUUUUGCAUAAUUUGGAGGAGCUUCAGACCGUUUUGAAAUUUCAAGCCGUUAAUUUUGCGCUAAAGUGCAAGUUUCUGACUUUGCGACGUUUUAUAUGAUGAAAGGUGUUUAUGGAGAUAUAGCGAUAAAUUUAGUCAUAUAUUGAUAGAAGACCCACAUACACGAGCCUUACGCUAAUUGCAACCAAAUUUUUCGAUACAGCGACAUUUUAUACGAUAAAACGUGUUUUACGCAAAAAAUCCCGUUUUGGCUAUUUGAACCCAAUUUUUACCCAGUAUUAAAACACAUCAUAUAUACACCAUAAAAAAGAUAAUAGUGCAUUUCUUUUGUGCAGCGAUAUUUUAUACGAAAAAAACUUUGUUCCCCCAAAAAUACCCGCUUUUUAUAUUUUACUCCCUUUUUACACUCAUUACGGGAAUAAUUUGGCCACAUCAACUCCAAAAGCACACCUGUCCUGCGCCGCAUAGACAUUUUUGUACUCUCAAAAUACCAGUCAUACGCUUUUUCGGGCACAGAAUCAUUUAGUAACGGGUUUUUCGAAUUUUAGAGACUAAUUUUUUCGCCUGUCGCUUUCUCCAAAUUAUUGCUCAUAUAUUGCUCAUGUUUGUCCGUAUCGUCGGCUAGAUUUUCACUCCCCACAGAUUCCUCGUUGCUCGACGAAGGCGACGGAGAGUUCCGGCUGGGAUUUCACGGCCCUCUCGCCUUUUCCGCCACCCUCCUUCGCAUCGUCCUUCUUCACAGCGGAAGUUCGCCGACUCCGAGCAGAUUGGCGAAGAUUUCUGGCGCGCAAAAUGGUCGCUCACUGCUGGAAGGCGCGCAAAUGGAAGCCAAGGCGUUGCUGAAUCUGCCCGGCGGCUCGCGACAUUCGUCGGUGGGAAGCAACUCGAGUCGGCCGCCUUCGUCGCUGCGGGCGGGCCUGCAGCGGAGCCCGGCCAGCUCGGUGUCGGGGUUGCGCAGAGCGCCGGAGGUAAUGUUUGGGUGGGGUUUGGAGGGCUAUGA
Messenger RNA from Bursaphelenchus xylophilus (pine wood nematode), 2553 nucleotides. NCBI's taxonomy places the organism in Eukaryota, Metazoa, Nematoda, Chromadorea, Rhabditida, Aphelenchoididae. The record is from the annotation of a GenBank genome assembly.